Molecule: messenger RNA, 2423 nt
Organism: Seminavis robusta
Lineage: Eukaryota; Bacillariophyta; Bacillariophyceae; Naviculales; Naviculaceae
Source: the annotation of a GenBank genome assembly
GCUACCGGUAGUGGUAAAAGCGGCCAGGUGAUGAUGCCCCCGCAACUCGAAGAAGGACUUGCAGUUGCCUUGGCUGUGGAGUUCCCAUGUGGUCCCCUCGACUCCCGUGGUUUCUUGGGGGUGGGGAGAUCCGGUACAUGUAGCCAUGACAGGUUUGGCAGUAGCAGUACCGUACCGUACCGUACGAAACAAACCGUGGUAGGACUUUUAUUUUCUCCAUCCCCCUCGAUUUGACAUUUCAUGCAGCUUUUUUGGCUUGACGUUGCCGCUGGUUAGCCGCUGUCGGCACUUGCAGCUACAGCUGUAGCUGUGGACAUUGGGAUAGAUUCUUCACCAAGAUUGUAAGAGCUAUUGUAAGCAAGCCUCAAGCAUCAGCAAGAAAGCUGUACAUUGUGAAGCAGAGGAUCGUACGGUACGGUAGCUUGCUUGUUGGAGGUCCGACACUUUCCGUGCGUACGCUACGGGCAAAACACUCUCUCAACCAAUAAACACUGGCCUGUACCGGUAGCUACCAGGGCAAGCUACCCCUGUGCACAAGCCUCCUAUGUACCCGUACUAGUAGUACUACGGUACUAGUACUGGAUUGGCUCUUCCAUGCCCUCAUGCGUCUGGGCGAGGAGGGAAUGGUCCGUAUUGGCACCGGUUUUGUGAAAAUUGACAAGCAAACUUGCCAAAGGAUAAAAGUACGACUUUAAAAAUGGUGUCAGCUAGCUCUGCAGACUGUAUUUCCACUUCCAAGCCACAGCAAAAGCGACAACAAGAAGCUUCCAUGGCAUUGCCAUCACUUUUGUUAUGGCGGAAUCGAAUCUUCAAUCCUUUUGAGGGUUCCACGGGCAAGUAAGUCUCCUUCCUACAACUACGGUAGACUAUUGCAUAGCUAGAUAUCCAUUUCCACAACACGACGACAACACCGGGUCACCACAGCACUUCGGAGGUUGCUGGAAAAUUGUUAGUCGGUGCGUUGACUUUGCUCCGGAAGAGUUUCGAAGCCAUUCGAACAACAGAGCAACAGAACUGUGACAACCAAAUUGCCUGAGCUUGUCGUGUUCGUCUGAUCCACGAAGCAGCACACUCAUCACACCAUACAUACAACAGGAGCUACUAGCUAGCUAGCUAUUCGCGAAGUCUGUUUGUAGGCGGUCCUUGGUUUCAGGAUCUACCAUACAACUAUUAUACCCAAGAUUCUGACUACUACAAACAACGGUACUCUUCACAAUGCCAACUACAAAUAAUAACAAUGACACACCGAGACGGAAGAAUGGCUUUAGUACGCCGUACACAGGACCGCAAGUCUCGACAUGGAUCACUCUUCCCGUGCUGAUAUUUGAAUUCUUUAUCGUGGUGGCACCGGUAUUACCCUUGGAGGCGGCCAUUCCUUGUACCAUUGUCUUUGGGAUUACGGCCAUAUUGGCGGCGUUUUAUGCCGCCAUGGCACAAGUGAUUGAUCCCAUGGACGCGCAUCUGGCACGGCAUUUACACAAGUUAGAACAUGGUCCACCAGCAAUAGCCGAAGGGGAACCGGAAGAAGAUAUGAAACAUUGCUGGAUUUGUGACACACAGGUAGCCGAGCAUGCCAUGCAUUGCAAAUACUGUAACAAGUGUGUCGCAAACUUUGAUCAUCAUUGUCUAUGGCUCAACACGUGCGUGGGAAGCGCCAAUUACCAUUAUUUUGUCAUGACCAUGGUCUUUAUCACGGCCAUGUUGAUGGUUCAUUCCUCCGUACAGGUUGCUCUCACUAUUGACAUUUUACUGGGAGGUGCCUCCAAAGACCGUGCCAAUGCCUGGUUCAACGCCAAUGCCGAUGGAGCCAUUAUCGGUAUUUACAUUGGAUUUGUGGCAUUUGAUGCCUUGGCAUUAUCGUUGGUACUACAAUUGCUCUACUUUCAUUGGGUACUCCACAAGGAGGGAUUGACUACGUACAAGUAUAUUGUACGGGAGGCCGGACGAAAUCGCGAGAAACGCAAGAAAGAAACCGCCCGCAAAAAUCAACGAACGGCCGCCAUGAGAAAAGCCAAUGACGAAGGCAAUCGAUUCUUGGCGAUGCGACUCUUCUAUGGGGACAUGUGUCCGUGUUGUGAUCCACUGCCGCCUCUGCCAGAGGAAGAAGAAGAGGAGCCAUCUUAUACUCCCGUGCAACCAACCAACAACAAUGGGGACGAGGAGGAAGCCACCGAUGGUAUGGAGAAUGGUCGGCCUUAUGGCGACGAAAAUGACGGGGUUACCUUUAUCGCUGUGAAAGAGGCAUAGUGAGGUUUUGUCUUCAAGUUGUACUAUGGUAGUAGCAAUACAUUUUUAUUGCUAUUCCGGUCCUCAACCACUAUCACCUAUAACAAAACUAGCCAUCUAGAUCAAGCGUACCGUAGCAAGGCAGUGCUUAUUAUUCAUUGCCAAACACCAGUCCACGGUACCCGGUGUUUCCUGCA